AUGGCGCAGUCGUUCGACUCGCUUUUCUGGGCUUCGCACGCUUCUUUUCAUAGAAGACUACAGGAUGGAAAUUAUUCAAAAUCAGCGCUUGAUGAUCACUUUGAUUGGCUUCUCUAUGGGACGCAAAAGUUCAAGCCGUGCAAUGAGUCCUCCCGAAAGCAGAUUCUUGAAAAGCUCCAGCUGGAGUUUAAGGGAAAGACAUUCAGCUACUAUGCAAGGUUACGUCCGCUGGCGCUCAGGGCAGCAAGGCUGCUGGACUUGGAUGAGGUCCAGGCCAUGCUGCUGCUUAAGCGCUGGCUGAAGGACAACCCCGACGUCAAGCUGGAUGAUCUGUCGGAGAAUGACCCAGCGGCCUUGAAUGACUCUAUCCUUCAGGUUCUGCGAUACUACAACUCGGAGCGCAUCUUGCUUCUCAAAUGCAUCCAGGUGGUUAUGCUCAAAGCGGGUGAAACGGACGAGGCUGGUGGCGCCCUAUCGGACCUUCUAGACCGCCUAAUAAAAUCCAAUAUCGAGGAGCAGCUGCAUGCCAGGCUUCGAGAGAACUUGGAGAACGGCGCAGCCGCCAUCACCCGCCGUCUAAAGGCCGGCGACGUGGCCGCAUGCGCGCCCGCCGCUGCGGCCGCCACGGGCACUGCAGGCGCCGUGUCAACCACCACCGUCGGCUUUGUCGGUACCGCUGCGAGUCUUAGCUGGCUUUCCGCAGCAAGCGGCGAGAUGCGGUCGCAGCUGGUUUCAGAGCGGUUGGAGCUGCUCAACUGCCUGCUGCUGUUGUACGAGGUGUGCGACAUAGCCUGCAAACCCGAGCGCGCGCAGGCGCUGGCGCGUCUGCUACUGGACAGGGUCUUUCUGUCGGCGCAGACCGGCGGUGCUCAGAAUGGAGCCGGCGGCUCGGGUUCGUCGGCAGCUGAGCACGGCAUCCGUGCUGGCGGUGGCGCCGACACGGUAACGCUUCUGAGCCAGCAGCUCGCGGCACUUCUCCUCAUGAGCUGUGUGGACCUGCCGGGACACGUUCGCCUGGCGGCGGCGCCGACGGCGGCCGGCGCCGGUGCGGCCGAUGCUACGCUGCCGCUGGGCGGCAAGACCAUGGGCGUACACAACCAGAUCAGCCAGUACGCAGCCACGCCAGCCACAGCGCUGUUGCUGCUUACUUGGGCGGGCUGUCUGCGGCUGCUAGACGUCAGCGGCGGCGGACACAUGAUUCGCGACCUCGACGGCGCCACGCGUGAGCUUGAUGGCCGCGUCGCCGCCGUCGGCGGUCUCACCACCGCCGUUGCGGCGCUGACGGCGCUGUGCGGUGGCGCCGUCGGCGCGCUGUUGCUUGUGUACCGCAGCGUCGCCACCAAGGCGCUGUGCGUGCUUUGCACUGCCUUUGACCUUGGAGCUGACAAUGUGGAUCCAGCAAUGUAUGAGGCGGUAGUUGCGCUGGUCAAGCUGUGUAUGGAAGGCGACGCCCGUGCCUGCGCCGCUCUGUGGGAUGAGUCGCAGCCGGCCACGGCGCCCCUGCGCUCGCUGCUGGCCUCUGCAGCGCGGCUCUUCCCGGCCGUGCCGCACCAUUUGCUGCGGCUGCUACGGCUGACGGCAGCCUCACCGGACACGGCGCGUGCGGCGUACGCUUUCCUGCAGCGUUCCGUGUCGUUGGUAGUGCUGCACAGCGCGAGUGAACCAGCCAUCCGGCAUCUUGGCGGUGGGGAGGUGGAGCUUACUUCGGAGCUGCCCUGGAAUUUGGCGCCCAAUGUGCCAGGGCUGGUGCUUUCGCAGGGCUUCAUGGGCACACUGACUCCCCUGCCGGCGGCGUUGUCGGAGCUGCGGGGCCGCUACGUCCUGGUUUCUUGGGACGCGGAGAUCAGUGGCGGGAGCUACGGACAGGUGCUGCUUCUGGGCCGUGCCUGCCACUGCGUGGCCACGCUGGAGCACGCUCUGCUACACAACCUGCCGCUGGAGCGUUCAGAUCCGACACUGUUGCGUGACUUGUCCGACACGCUGUCCCUGUUGGCGAGCCUUUGCUCCUUGGAGCCUUCCCUUUUGGCGGACCUAAUAACGCAAUCGGUAAGGCUGAGCUCCGGAACCCAGCGCUUCUGGAUUGAUGUCGUGGCCGGCGUGCUGGCCAUCGGGCCGCAGCUGGCUGCGAGUCUUGCGUCGACGGCAGCGCAAGCUGCUGACCCGGCGGCCGCUACUGCGGCGACGGCGGCAGCAGCUCCGUUGCCGCCACCGCUGCAGCUAUUGGCGGAUGCUGCGGAGUUGCUAGGGGCGGUGGCGGCGCGUUCGCCGGGAAAGGUGUUGACGCUGUUGCCGCAGCUGCAGCUGUUGGCGUCACCUGGAGGAGACCUUCUGGCGGGGCUGCCGCCGGCGGUGCCACUGAUCGCGCUGCUGUCGUUCACGGUGCCGUCGUGCAUCGACUCCUUCUGCGGGCUGCUGCCGGCACUGUCGGCGUUGCAACAUAACCUUGAACGACCCAUGGGUCGUUACCCUCUCACCACUGCGUUGUUGUCGCUGCUGGCCCUGCUGUUGGAGCGAGGCUUCAUAGCGACACCGCUUCCCGUAGCAGCGCUGUUCGUAUUGUACGAAAUGUUGCCCAACCUCCAUCACUGGCGCUACGUGAGCGCCAAAGAGCGGUGGGCAGUGACCCGCGGGUCAUUACGCGUCGUGCGUCUUGCCCUGACUGCUGGGGCCUACGUGUCCGAUCCGGACAUUUCGGCACUGGCGGCGCCGCCACCGCCGAAGGUGGCAAUCACGAUACCUGGCCGCGAUGGCAGCACCAGCGGCACCACGUUGCUGCUGACGUACGGCGGGACUGGCGCCGGCCAUGCAGCGCUGAGCUCAGCGGCCACUAGUCCGGAGGAGUUGGGCUCUGCUUCUCUGUCUCCUGAUGAUAUUAUGCGGGCGGCGGCGCCGAGGCUGCAUGUGUCGGUGCUAUCAGCGGCGCUGCUGAAGCUUUUAUUGCUGCACGGCGGUGUGCUGCUCGCUCGCUGCCUGCCGCCGCCCGCGGAUGUGCUGGAGCGCCUACGAGGAGACGACCCGUCCCGGCCCGAGCUGCCCCUCUUGGAGGAAUGUGCUGGGGAGGUGGUGCAGCUUAUCCCGCCGCUGCUGGCGGCGGCGGGCGUACACCCGCAGGAGCAGCCCUUUGAGGAGUUUCUGUUUUCGGGUCAGGAUCCGACGCCCGCAUCGCACGUGGCGUCCUACAUUGCUUACCACGAGGCGGACCGGGACAUAACCCCGGCUGAGCACCAGAUCAGCUACCGCGCCCUGCGCGCCUUGCUCUCCAUCGCCGCCUGCGUGGCGCGUCCCGUCUCCCGUUCCCUGCCCGCCGUCACGCUGGCGCUUGCCAUACCCAGCGGCAGUCCCGCGGAAGCCUGCCUACGAGCGCUACUGCGUGGCGACGCCGCCGCCAGGCACCCCCAGCACCACGCCCUCUCCGCCCAACUGGCAGCUGAGGCAGUGGCUCAUCAUGCGGAGCUUCUAGACGCCCUGCUUUUCCCGUCAGAGUUAGAGGAGGAGCAGCAGAGGCAUCGCGCAAGGGGUGGCGGUGGCAGCAGCGGCGGCGGCGGGCCGCCGCCGCUGGCGCUACCGGCACCAGACGGAACUGGGACUGUUGCGGCGGCAGGGGCUGUGGCGGUGCGCAGGGGUCCGCGGACGUCACGCCAGGCACUGGACGGGCUGUAUGCGACGCUGCAGCAGGCGGCAAAGCUGAAGCAGGAGCAACCGGAGGUCCUCGCCUCCUCGCUGCGUGUCCUGGCGGCCAUGUGGCGCCAGCCCGCAGCCGCGCACCGGGCCGUAUCCGUGCUGCGCGCCGCGCCGGCCUUGUGGAGCAGCUUGGAAGCCUGUCUGGAGCCGGUGCCGGCAGCUGCCGAGGCCGCUCCAGCUCAUCGGGCCUUAUGCGAGGCCUUUGCGCUGCAGAUCCUGACAGCAGAGGCCUUCGCUCGGGCGCGGAUCCCGGCCGCGGCGGCGGCUACUGGGGGCGGCGGCCCCGGCAGUGAAGUUCAGGCAGUACUGGAUCGGCUGGUGCGUGGCGGCGGGCUGCUGCGGCUGCUGCGUGGUGCGGUUUCGGAGUCUGGCGGAGGCGGUGGGGCUGGGGCAGCGGCUGCCACUGUCGCCGCCGCGAUGGGCGUUGGGGUGGUUUCGGGGCUGUGGGCCACUGUGGCGGUCGGUUCUGAGCCGGAGCCGGAUGCGGUGUCCCUCGGGCCCGCGGUGCGAGAGGAGCUCUCCGGUAUUCGGUCCCUUUUGCUCCAGGGGGCCGUCACCACAGAGGACAUCCGGGCAGCGCACGACGACCUCCAGGUGGCGGCACUUCACCAGCCGCAUCUACAACAAGAGCAGCAGCAGCAGCAACAAUCAACCCACGGUUCACCCACGGGCACUCAUCAGCAAUCCCCGGGAGGCGACAUCAACAUGCUGCAGCUGCCGCCCACACACCCGCUGGCGCAGUUGCUGCAGCGGCAGUGCCUGGGGGCGGCGCUUGUGAGCAGGUGUCAUGUGGCCACUACGGACCUGGCCCAGCUGCCCGGUGGCCCCGAGCCUCCGGUGCCGGGUACCGACGACUAUAUGCUGAGUAGGUCCCGACUGGUGGCGCUGCUGGGGCCCGCGGCGGGGUCGCUCAACUCUUCAGAUCUGCUGACGGCGGCGCUGGGAGACGUCAACAGGACGUCCUCGCUCGGUGAGGCGCUGCUCGCCCAGCUGCAAGCCGCCUGCAUGCUGACAUCCGUACUGGCACAAGAUGGCAAAUUGCUUAAGGCUACCAGCGGCAGCAGCAGCGGAGCCGCCACCACUGCCGCUGCGCUCCUUGAUCCACCAGCGCGAGCUCGCGAGCCCGCCACCCCCGGCGACGCCGGCCCGUCGACGAGUACGGCUCCGGCGGCGGCAGCCGGCGGCGGCGGCGGCGGCCUGCUGACGGUGGUGCAGUCGGCCUGUUGGGCGGCCAUCAGCGGGCUUCUGACCUGGUGUGACUGCCGGGACAGCCGUGCUACGCUGCAACCGGACUGGGGCCUGCGGCGUCUGCACGCGCUGCACAUCGCCGCUGCCCUGUCAGCCGCGCGGCUGCUGUUGUCCGUGCUGCAGAGUGUACGGCCGGUGCUGACAGCUCCGUCAUCAGCACCGGCCGCCGCCGCCGGCUCCGGCGGUGCCGUCUCCACACCUGCACGCACCCCCAUAGGGCUGGGCAGCGUCUUAGGGACCCCCAUCGCCGUUACUCCUGUGGCCACUGGUCCCCGGGGGAGCAGGCAGGGCGCCGGCGGCGGCAGCAGCACCGCCGCCGCCGCCGCCGGAGAUGGUGGUGGCGGUGUCGCCGCCGAUCCGGCGUACUUGCCGUUUGUGGUGUCUUUGGCAAGGCAGCUAGCGGCGUGGGUGCGCGCGUUAGUGACGUCUGGGCUGCCGCAGUGUCCGCCGGCAGCGGCGGCGCAGAUUACAGAUGGCCUGGCAGGCGCGCUGCUGCUGGCGCUACGGCCGCUUCUGCCGGAGUCCGCGGUGGCGGUUUCGGAGCUGCAGCUGCUGCAGGCGGGGGACCGACAGCAGCUGGCUGCAUCACUUCUGUCCACCAUUCCGCAGCUGUGCGAUUUGGCCGCCAGCGGCUGCAUAUCCACCUCCUUGGCGGCACAGCUGCUACUGGAGAGCACCCGCCACCUGGCCACACACGACUGGUUGUCACUCCUACUCAACCACCUGGAUCUGGGCCAGCACAUACUCGCUGCCGCCAGCCGCGCCGCAGCCCUGGCGGCGGCCGCCGCGUCUGGCGGCGGCUUAAGCGGUGGCGGUUCUGCCUCCCUCCAAGGCGGCGAUGCGGCGGCGGCUGCGGGCGACCUGGGCAUGCUCACUUUGGCGUUGGCGGUUGCGCAGGCGCCUGACGGCGCCCGAGCGCUGUACGACAGGGGCAUUGUCGAUCAGCUCGUGGCGGCGGGACGCCACCUGCUGUCCGGCACCGGAGGCAGGCUGGCGGCGUUCUCCGUCAUUGCGGUGACGGGUACGGGGCCGUACAGGCCGGGCGUGGAUGGCACCUACGCGUCUACCGCAGGACGUUCGCGGUUCUUGGGCAGCGGGGGCCCGCUGCUGCCGGACACCUGCGAUGUGGUGCAGCCGCUGACACUGGCGGGUCUGGUGGAGUUGGAGGCUGCGUUGUUUUUGCUGGGGGAGCUGACCGCCUACCUGGGCGGCUGGCACAUGGUGCUGCCUGCCUCCUUGCUCAACUUCAGGACCGCCGUGUCGACUCUGCUGACAUGGCUGGCCCAGCCCACCUUGUCCAAGUCCUUCGGCGUUGACUGCCGGCCCCGCACCGCACGUGAGGCCGCACUAGCCGCCACACCAGCCGCCGGCAUACCCAACACGGACGGCUGGUUUCGAGCCUGCACAUUCGGUACCGCUGCAGGCGGCCAGGCGGCAGGCGCCACCGCCGCCGCCGCGGGCAGCAAUGGCGGCCUUACAGGUGGUAUCGGCUCACCCAUCGCCGGCGCCAUCCCCAGCCUCAGUAGUCUCGCUCGCGGCUUCUCGGAGGGAUUGCCGCCGGGCAUGUCGGUGCCGGUUACGCCGGUGGCUGGAGGCGGCCUCGCGUUUGGGGCCGCGGCAACUCCGGUCCGGGCCGCAAGCGGCCUUGGGACACCUGGCGGCAACGCCGCCGGUGCCGGUACGGCGGGUCCCGCCGCCACUCCAGGGGCGGCGGGCAGCGGUGGCGGUGGUGAUGCGGUGUGCAGCGAGUAUAGCGCCGAGAUGGCGGAGAAGUUGUACGUGUGCGCGCAGCACGCGCUGAUGUUCCUCGUUGCAUCGUCGCCGCAGCUGAGCCAGGGCGAGGCUGCAAGUCUCGGACCCGCCUGGCCUCGAACCCGCGACCUCUCCGCACUCCUUGAUCAGUGCAUGUGCGCCUCCGAGUCCCUGGCCCACGCUGCCAUCACCGCCGACACGCCAGGCGCCGCCACCUCAGCCGCGCGGCGCACUCGCCUCAUGCGUUUGUUGGCCCGCCGCCCGCGACUGGCUGGCAUCUUUGGAGCUCGAGAGGGGGCAGGGGAUGGCGACACCAAGCGGUGUGGGAGCUGGGGCUAG
Volvox carteri f. nagariensis is the source of this 7020-nucleotide messenger RNA. RefSeq lists its product as uncharacterized. Gene Ontology annotation, molecular function: structural constituent of nuclear pore. Gene Ontology annotation, biological process: RNA export from nucleus; protein import into nucleus. The record is from RefSeq and is a predicted model, not a curated record. Bases 1 to 7020 code for a protein of 2339 amino acids. NCBI's taxonomy places the organism in Eukaryota, Viridiplantae, Chlorophyta, Chlorophyceae, Chlamydomonadales, Volvocaceae. The transcript is spliced from 21 exons. Gene Ontology annotation, cellular component: nuclear pore inner ring.